Molecule: messenger RNA, 680 nt
Organism: Nannochloropsis gaditana CCMP526
Exons: 2
Coding region: 81-341 (86 amino acids)
Source: RefSeq, a predicted model, not a curated record
CGACAGGAUUCUGGACGAGCGAUGUUGGUACUAACUUGCUUUAAAAAGGGGUACAACUUGUACGCAACUCUUCACUAGAUAUGUUUGCUAUUGAGCGGUACGAAGCCACAGAGGCGCUCGAAAAUCGACAAGACGGCCAAGCCGAGAAGAACGACAAGCUUGCCCAGUAUCUGGCGCGAGUGCGGUCACGACAUGGCCUUAAGAAGGAGAAAAAAAGCCAAAAACGACCUCGAGUAGCAGAGGAGGGGGUAGGACAGCCGACAGAUGUUCGCGCUCCCUCAAUGGAAAGUUCGGGCCUAGAACGGAAAACAAAGAAAGAAGAUCGUGGAACCGAGAUGUGAGAGAACGACGCAGGGUACGCAGGCAAAAGCGAGGCACCCGGCGGACCCUCCCCCUCUCCCCUCGGCAUCGCCCGCAUUCCUGCCUUUUCCCACGUCUGGGACCCCUUCUUCCCUCCCUGCCAGCUCCCCUCCCUCCCUCGACCCUCCCAGCCGUGCCACCCCAGGGCUCGACAGCGUGCGUCGCCUCUUGAGUGGGCACAUGCACAAGGCGACCCGGAGCCGACCGCUUCCCUUCCCACCAGUGGCCUCGGGAGGGACGGAGAUAGGACGGUCGGAGGGAGCCAAGAUGGAAGAGCAGUCUACCCUGGCCUCGCAUACCGCCCCCGGAAAGUCCUCUUU